AACGGGUGGGUGUUUAUGGUUUCGAAUGUGCGUGUACGUUAGUCAUUCAUUGAAGGUGUAUUAUGGCCGUUGAUUGUGUCCUGGUGACCCUGACUGAAUAGACUUUAGAACAGAAAGCAAUCAUAUACGCGCGUGCGCACACACAUACAUACAUACUCACACAUGUAUAUAUACAUAUGUAUAUAUAUAUAUAUCUAUAUAUAUCAUACAACAAACUCUUACUCGUGACUUUUUAAUAUGCCGAAGAAAGAAACAAUCACAAACAUCGUAAUUUUAGCAAGAAAAUCUUCCGUCCCAUCGUGUGGAGACAGAGAACAAGCUGUUCGACAGCUUGUGAUUUUCCAAGUGACUUGUAAAUAAUGGAUUUACAUACCAUGUAAAAAAAAAAAUUCAAAUUAAAAUAAGGAAGGCAUACAGUACACGAAAAGCAAAAAAAAAAGGGGGAGGGUUAGUAUUUAUUACCAAUGAGGAUUUAUUUUAUACAUGACACUAUAUUAUGCUGUUAUUACGCAGUCCAGCAUGCGCCGUUCAAGCCUGCCAUGUUAAGGCUAAGUGGAUUGUCAAAGCCGCAGAGGUUAAUCCUAGGUGUGGUAGUGCUGUUGGUUGUGAAUAUCUUAUGGGUGGCCUCAUCAGAAUUCACUCAGUAUAUCUUUAAACAAGAGCAUUACAUCAAGCCAUUCUUCAUAGCAUAUGCAAAGUCUGCAAUGUUUAUGGUAUACCUGUUGGGUUUCCUGGUUUUGAAGCCCUGGAGACAACAGUGCAGCCGGAACAGUAAAACUCUUCCUAGAUUUGAACCUGUUGAAGAACACCCCAUUGAAGUGGACAAGCUAUUGGGUGAUUCAGUUUUCGUGCCACUCAAGUCAGAUGAUAAAUGCAAUUCCACAGAAUCGGAUGAUUUAUCUGACCGGGAGAACACAACAAUAGUGCGGUUUAAUAAUCUUUUAGAAAUUCGUCAACUUUCUGAUAUCUAUGCCGAAGAGUCAGUCAUAGCCCGAUUAUCAUACAAUGCCUCCAUACGAGCUGAAGAGGCUAAAUUACGAGCUCUAAGCAAACUUAGCCUUAAACAAUUGGCAAAGGUUGCCAUAAUAUAUUGCAUCUUAUAUUUUGUUGGGAACUUCUGCUACCAAAAGGGGCUCUACGAGAAUGAGACGAACAUUGUCAAUGUUAUGUCUUCUGCAACUUGUCUCUUCACCCUCAUAGGUUCAACCAUUUUCCCUAGUAACAGUGCCGAUAGGUUUUCUUUGUCCAAAUUGACUGCAGUAACAUUUGGUAUGUGUGGUGUAGUCUUUGUUAGUUUAUCAGAUACAAAAAUUAAGAAUGGGAUUCCUGCAAGUGCUGUAUGGACCAUUGCCAGUGCAGUCUUUACUGCAAUAUAUUUGGUUGUGUUGAAAAAAAAAGCUGAUCAUGAAGACAAACUUGAUCUGCCUAUGUUUUUGGGUUUUGUUGGAUUCUUCAGUACGACGCUGUUGUGGCCUGGCUUCUUUAUUUUUCAUUAUAGUAAGUUGGAAUUAUUUGAGUGGCCAAGUGACAAACAAUGGAUGUUUUUGGCCAUCAGCGGAAUGGUAGGAACAGCUUUAACAGAAAUUCUUUGGAUAUGGGGUUGUUACCUAACAUCAUCCCUGAUGGGCACACUAGCCACUAGCCUUCUCAUACCAUUCUCUAUGAUAGCAGAUAUGAUUUUGAAAGGGGUUUCUUACACGUGGAUGUUUUAUGUUGGAUCUAUACCAGUGUUUUUGUCAUUCUUUGCAUUGACUCUGCUAACAUACUAUGAAAACUGGGACCCUGUUAUGACAGCAAUAAAGAAAAUUCUACACUGUAUAUGUCGGCAUCGGCAGCUUAUUCCAAGAUUAUUAAUGUAUAAACAAGUGAAUACGUUAAGUACAUUUGAAUGCGAGAACUGGACAGAGAACAGGCAGAAAGUCUGAUAAAUGCUGGUGAUGUGGUUCCACAGAUAGACUCUUGAUGGAAACGAGUUUUCACUAACGUUAUCGUUAGUUAAACAUCAACAUAAUUCUUCGAUUCUUAAUGAUGUAGAUGCAGUUUUCGUUUGAAAGACAAUAUACUAUUUCCUUCAUGGAAAAAAAAAGGGGGGUGGGUGAAACGGUACAAGAGGGGUAGGGGAAUAUACCCCCUCUUCUACUAUAAACAAUUUGUUCACUGACAUUGUCAAAAACAAAAAAAAAGAAGUUUGUAAAGUAUUCCACUAAUUUAACAUAUCUACGAUUGUUCAUGUUCAUCUUGUCGUUUGUUAAAAUGUUUUUGUUUUCUUAUG
Molecule: messenger RNA, 2272 nt
Organism: Octopus sinensis (East Asian common octopus)
Lineage: Eukaryota; Metazoa; Mollusca; Cephalopoda; Octopoda; Octopodidae
Product: solute carrier family 35 member F5
Exons: 14
Coding region: 465-1925 (486 amino acids)
Biological process (GO): regulation of peptide transport
Cellular component (GO): membrane
Source: RefSeq, a predicted model, not a curated record